Molecule: messenger RNA, 1980 nt
Organism: Lytechinus pictus (painted urchin)
Lineage: Eukaryota; Metazoa; Echinodermata; Echinoidea; Temnopleuroida; Toxopneustidae
Product: nematocyst expressed protein 4-like
Exons: 4
Coding region: 370-786 (138 amino acids)
Source: RefSeq, a predicted model, not a curated record
ACGUGACAUACACUGUGUAUAAACGCAAACUUGGACAUAAUCGACGUGCAAGAAAACAGUCAAAUGCUACAGGCACAAGGACCAAACCGAAUCAUAUUCGACCGGUGGUUAUGUCGUUGGGAAUAACGUGAAAGCUCUGGUCGGACUGGAGGCGGUUUAUCGGAAAUUAUCCCGGUGUGACCUCUCGCGCUGAUCACGGCAAACUAGUAGUAGUUUUUUACCGUGGAAAGGACGAAGUAGCGCACCGAAGCAAAGUCAAUCGUUGCGUGUUUUAGUUUCUUUAUCAUCGAUUCUUCGGGACGAUUAGACGAGGCGUAUUUCAUCAGAGCAACCAUUUGCUGAAUAAAAAAAUCAAGAGAACAUCUAACCAUGCCGUUUGGACACCACCACCACCACCAUCACCACCAUCCUCCUCCCCAUCGUCAUCAUCACCAUGGUCCUGGUCCUGCCCUUGGCUUCAUGGCAGGGGCGGCCUUAGGGGCCGGGGCCGCAGCCGCUGCCAGUGCAAGCCGUCAGCCGCCCCCACCGAGGACUGUUGUCAAGGAGGAAAAGACAGUUGUUUACGUGACCAACCCUCCGCCGCCUAGCUAUCCGACUGGAACCGCACCACCGCCCCCACCGCAGAGCUACCCGUACCCCCAACAAGGCUACCCACAGCAACCCCCACCAGCAUAUCCGUACCCGCAGAAUCCACCCCCAGUCGUUUAUCCGCAACCACCUCCACCAACUUCUGGAUACCCGCAACCACCUCCAGUCAGUUACCCGGGAUCGACUUAUCCGCAUUAGUAUCACGGACGGGUUUUGAGGAUCUGCGACUAUAAUGUUUCUGCCGCAGAUGGCGUUCAACUACAAGCCGGAUUGUCCACAACGGGAUAAUGUAUAAUUAUGAAAUCCUUUCCUUACUGAAUCCACAGCAAUUCAAUUUUGUCUAAUUCCGUGUAGGCCACAAUAAGGGAAGGCAAGGAACAUCAAUAUAUAUUUUCUUAACGUUAGGCCUAAGUCAUGAAAGUGAAGUUAUCAUCCUUUCCAAAUUUUGGGUGUGUGUAUCAGUGUGUGUGUGGGUCGGGGUACUUUGUGGGCGAGCGCAUUAUCUAGUCAAGCUCUUCAGGUUAUUUGUACAUGUUUUCAAAACGAGAUAAAAAAAAAAUCAGGGUAAAGAUCAAAUGAGAGAUGGAGGGGAGGGCGAGAGAGAGAGACAGAGAUGGUGCAAAGGGGGGGGGGGCUGCUUGACCAAUAGGGACAAGAAAGAGGGGGUGGAGAGAGAGAGACAGGCAGACAAAAAAAAGAGGAAAUAGAGAGGGGGUCUGCCUCGACAAAAAAAAAAAAUAACUACAAAAAUUUGGUUUGGGUCAGGCCAUAUUGUAUUGUACGAAGCUUUUAAAAAAACGCAUUUAUAUUCUGUGUAUCGCCCACAUAAAAUUUCAUUUAUGAUAAUAGUAUGUCGCUGUACAAUACUUUUUUAUAUAAAUAAUUUUUGUAGUGAAAAAAAAUAUUGCCAUUUAGUAUACGGGAUAAUGAUUAUUUUUAAAGUAAUUGUUACAGUCUUUAUAGUCAGCCUUUAUAGUCAGUUGUAAUGCUUGGGCAUUGGUUGCAUUUUAUAAUACUCAUAAUAUUAUUUGCAUGAUGUAAAGAUAAGUUAUACCUUAAAGAUCGUUCUCUUUUUUAUAUUAUGUAGAUGGCUAUCAGCGAUUAUUGUUAUUGGCCUCGAUCAAAGUUCGAGAUACGAUUUGCGAUGAUAAAAGGGGUUAAAAUAAGUUGUUUGAUCAUUCUAAAACCCUGUUUAAACAAGAUUGUCAUUAUACAACUAGUUGUACAGUUUGUAAACAGUAUUAUUGUAAUCAUAUUUCCCAGUAGUGAAGGAUUCAAUAACACUUUGUAAUAUUCAUAAAUAUUUUCAAUUAUCAUCUAUUGAACUUUUCAAUACUUUUGCUGUAUAUGUAUUUGGACCAAAGAAAUAAAGAAAACGCUAUACACGCCUAA